Molecule: messenger RNA, 537 nt
Organism: Nerophis ophidion (straightnose pipefish)
Lineage: Eukaryota; Metazoa; Chordata; Actinopteri; Syngnathiformes; Syngnathidae
Product: dynein axonemal intermediate chain 7-like
Exons: 3
Coding region: 1-537 (178 amino acids)
Cellular component (GO): axoneme
Molecular function (GO): microtubule binding; beta-tubulin binding
Source: RefSeq, a predicted model, not a curated record
AUGCUGCAGUCGGAGCGAGACGUGGGCCUGGCGGACCUCUUUGACCGCUGGAUGAGUGCGACCCAGCUGCAGCGCGCCAUGGUCCGGGCCGGGAUCAACGUGUUUGUCAACGAGCACACAGACAAGUUUGUUCCUUCCUGCUGCAAGGAUCCUCUGGCAGAGAACACAGCCUAUGAACAGAUGUCCUUAUUUGCCUCCGUCUGCACCUUCUCCUGGAGCAAGUGGAAUUCCCAGUGUGGCGGCCAGCAUGUCAUCAUGAAGGCGUGCGAGCACCAGGGUCCAGACCCGAUCCCUGAGGACCAGUGGAGUCUCUACCUGCUGGGGGCGCACAGAUUCCAGAAGCUGGAGAUAACGGAGACGAGCGAGACGUUCUGCUUCGACCAUCAGCCCGACAGCGAGUUCCACUCCACCUUCAUCCACAUGCUGCAGGACAACAUGACUCCUGAGGGCAUAGGUGACACCCGGGAGUGCCACUUCCUCUUUGUGGACACCGUGCAGAGUCUGCUCUGUGCCACCAGACCCUUCAUGUUCUGCUAA